Molecule: messenger RNA, 1788 nt
Organism: Naegleria lovaniensis
Lineage: Eukaryota; Heterolobosea; Eutetramitea; Acrasida; Naegleriidae
Exons: 2
Coding region: 1-1788 (595 amino acids)
Molecular function (GO): oxidoreductase activity, acting on paired donors, with incorporation or reduction of molecular oxygen; iron ion binding; monooxygenase activity
Source: RefSeq, a predicted model, not a curated record
AUGCGUUCAUCCAGAAAGUUAUUUGAUCCUCUCCUUUCUUUCCGGAAAUCCUCAUUGGCAAAUUCAACAGUGUUUGAACGUGUUACAAAACAAGCUCAAUUCCAUACAUGUCUCAAUGUCAUGAAUUUUGAAAGAGACAAGUCCAAGCAAAGAGAAGCACUGACUGGAACCCUUUCGUCAGAGAAUAUCUCUUCUACGACUUGCCCAUUUCAUUCCGUGGAAAGGAACCAUCCAAUGACCAUCACCUCUCAUGAAAGCACCUCAUCUCAACCACAUGUUUUGAAAACCCAAAAGACCUAUGAAGAAAUUCCAGGCCCUAACGAAUUACCAUUUUUCGGUUCAUGGUUUUCCUUCUUGAAACAUGCUAAAAACACAAGUCCAUUCUUUUUAGAGUUGUGUGAAAAGUAUGGAGAUAUGGUUCGAGUGACUGCCUUGGGACAUAAAAUGUUGAUCUUGGCUAAUCCACACAUGAUUGGAGAUUUAUUCAAAGUAGAAGAUAAAAGAUCACCUUUAAAUAGUGUUCGCUUUUACAAGGAUCAGAGAGGAAUGGAAUUGUCUUCGGUUGAAAUGAAAUACGAUGAAGAUUGGAAUUCAGUUCGUCAACUCUAUAACAUUGCCAUGAAACCUGAAUUUGUUGAGAAAGUUUCAGUACCUCAAUUAACUGAAUUGAAUGGAGAGUUUUUGAGAAGAAUGAUCAAGUAUUUACACAAGACUCAAGAUGGAAACAUAGACACCUAUCGAUUGUUGAAUGGUGUCGAUGCUAUUUCAAGAUAUGGAUUUGAUGCUGUUUUGAAAGUGUUUCUUGGAGUGACAAUGACCGAUGACCUGGUUCAAUCGUUCCCUUUCAAUGUUGCAGAUUUUGUGAACUAUUCAGUGAGAGGACUUGAUCUAGCAGUUCGAUUAGACUCUAAACCUGCCAUUUACAAGUAUUUUAAAACCGCUGAAUUCAAAGAAUUAGAAAUGGUCUUUGAUCGUUCGUUCGAAUACGCAAGAUAUUGUAUGGCACGAUUCAAAGACAAUCCAAGUGGAAAGCCACGUUUUGUAGAGCUUUUACAAGAACGUGCCAAAGACCUUCCAAAUGCUCAAGCAAAAGUUGAAAGUGUCAUGAUUGCCUUUUUACAAGCUGCUGUGGACAUUACGAUGAGAAUCAUGACCCAUGUCAUGUAUCGAAUGGCCCAUCACACAGAGUAUCAAGAAAAGCUGUAUGAAGAAUGUGUACAGAUCUUUGGAGAACCAACCAUGGAUGAAAUCACUUCUGAGCAUGGUUUAGAAAUUACAGCUGAACAAUACAAGAAAUUGAAACAUGUGAAACAUUUUCUUGAAGAAACUUUACGAUUGAAUUCUUUUGCUUACAUGACACAAGGUAGAAUAUUGAAUCAAGAUCGAGAAAUUGGAGGUUAUUUAAUUCCAAAAGAUACACAAAUAUUGAUCAUGCAAAGAUAUGCUACUUUGAGAGAUGAAUUUUGUCCAAGAGGAACCGAGUUUAUUCCUGAACGACAUGAGAAGGGAUCUCCAUUGGCCAUGAAGAGUAAUUAUGUUUCAGUUCCAUUCGGAGUUGGUGCCAGAAAAUGUCCUGGUUCUCGAAUUGCAACCACUGAAUUACACUUUGGAAUUAUUAAUUUGGUUCGUCACUUUAAACUCUCUCAUGAAAACCCUCAAGUAUUUCCAGAAUCAUCGUUUGAUCAAGCCUUACUAUAUAUUGAUCUCAACAAACAUCCUCUUUACUUGACACCUCGAGAUCAUGUCAAGGAAUAUAUGAAAUCAGUCAAGAUGAACAACAACUAUUGA